Messenger RNA from Dermatophagoides pteronyssinus (European house dust mite), 1403 nucleotides. RefSeq names its product cathepsin O-like. The record is from RefSeq and is a predicted model, not a curated record. Gene Ontology annotation, molecular function: cysteine-type peptidase activity. Lineage: Eukaryota; Metazoa; Arthropoda; Arachnida; Sarcoptiformes; Pyroglyphidae. Gene Ontology annotation, biological process: proteolysis.
UUGUCAAUUAAUUAUUUUUCAUCAAACAUUAAACAUCGUAUAAUAAAAUCGCUAUCAUUAUGAAUAAUUUAUUGGAAAAAAUCAUUUUGAUCAAUAUUAUUUUGUUCAAUUUUCAUAAUGGUUUAUUAUUAACGAAUGCUGAAAAUACUAAUGAAUUAGAUCAGACAACAAUGUCAACUGUUUAUAAUAAAACAAUUGAUAAAUUACCGAAAAGAUUUUCAUUAUCAAAUAAAAUUCUUACUGGAAUACGAAAAAAAGUAUUGAAUACAAUUACUGAUAUUAUUCAGGAUAUUGUCAAUAAAACCGAUGUUAAUAAAUUAAAACAAUGUUAUAAUGGUGAAUUUGGUGGACAGGAUUUAAAUCUUUUUUAUAAACCGAUAAAAUAUGUUAUCAAAAAAUAUUUUGAAUUUAAAGGACAUAGAAAUUUAUUUAUAGAUAAUAAUAAAAAAAUUCAACAAAUUGUUAUAACAUUUAUACAUAAUAUACGAGAAUUGUUACAUAGAAUACGUAAAUGUCUAUUUUCAUCAAAGGAACAACAAAUGAUUAGAGGUUUAACAUCUUUAUCACAUUUGAGCUAUGAUGAAUAUAGAGGAUUGUUGAAUAACAAAUUGUUUUCAUCAAAUGAUAAUCAAAAUGAAACUUUUACUAUUUGUCCAGAUAUUAAAACAGUAGAUUUGAUUCCGGAAGAAUUUGACUGGAAUAAACAAGGAAAAGUUACAGCUUGUAAACAACAAAUGACAUGUAAUUCUUGUUCUAUUUUUGCAUCUGUUGGGGCAGUCGAAAGUGCAUAUCUUAUUCAUGGUAAUAAGAAAUUUAAAAAAAAUGAUGUAGAUAUAAGUGAACAGGCUAUAGUGGAUUGUUUUAAAUAUGAUGUUUGUAAAAAAGGUGGAUCGAUACUUUCAGUUUGGAAAAUUAUGAAAGUACAAGGUAUUGUUGAUGAACAUGAUUCAAAAUAUGAAGGUAAACAAAAUUCUUACGCAUGUCAAGGAUUACCAAAAUCAAAAUUAAAUUAUGAGAUUAUCGAUUGGUGUGGACAUGAUAGAAAUGAUGAAAUGUUUAUUCAAAAAUAUAUUUUAAAAUAUGGACCGGUAAUUGCUGGUAUUAAUGGUGAUUCAAAAGAUUUUCAAUUUACAAGAGGUGUAUUUCGUGGUAAAUGUGAUAUUAAAAUUAAUCAUGGAAUUGUAAUAACUGGUUGGACAAAAAAUAAUUGGAUUAUUAAAAAUAGUUGGGGUUUAAAUUGGGGAAUUGAUGGUUUUCUAUUUUUACCACGUCGACAAAAUAAAUGCGGUAUCAAUCAAUCGAUGGGUAUUACUUUUGGACGAAAUAUUUGAAAAAGAAAUCUUUAAUCUUUACUAAAUCUUUUCUUCCUUUUUAACAUUAUUUUUUUUACAUUACGAAACCAA